Molecule: messenger RNA, 11728 nt
Organism: Nasonia vitripennis (jewel wasp)
Lineage: Eukaryota; Metazoa; Arthropoda; Insecta; Hymenoptera; Pteromalidae
Product: irregular chiasm C-roughest protein
Exons: 13
Coding region: 1081-3624 (847 amino acids)
Biological process (GO): cell-cell adhesion
Cellular component (GO): cell-cell junction
Molecular function (GO): cell adhesion molecule binding
Source: RefSeq, a predicted model, not a curated record
AGAGCGGCGUCGCCAGUUCGGAAAGAGCAGCGCUCCCGGUAAGACCGUCCCUCCGCUCCCUGUCGGAGCGAGCGAGCGAGCAACUCGAGUGAAUUCCGUGUACCCCGUGCGUGAGUAGCGCGAGUGUGCCGUCGCAACCUCUUACUCUCUCUCUCUCUCUCUCUCUCUCUCCGAGGCACCGAGAGAAUCCGCUCUUCCGUUACGCUGUCUGUGCCGCGAAUUCCGGAGCAGCGCUGUUAUGGAUGCGAGGAGGCGCAGGGCUCACGACCUCGACGCCUGACACUCGAUCCUGGACAAUAGGAACCGCGAGUCAAAGUCGGUGAAGUCGGUCUGGCCGAUGCUGACUCAUUCUACUGGCCCGUGGCCCGUGGCAGCAGCAGCUCUCCAUGCAGAAGCAGCCCACCGCAGCCACUCGGUCGGCCGGCUGCAGGACCAAGAACAUCGGGCCGAUCAGAGCCGCAGCCGCUGCAGUGCCACCGGGUAAUAGGCAGCGCUCCUGACCCCCGGACAGGCUCCUACACGAGGACCGCCGUAGCUGAUGUGCGCGGCACCUGUUGUAGUUGUGCUCGUUAUCGGCCGCACGCAAUACGUCGCGACGUCUACUGAGUAGUAGUGAGACACGUACAGUGGUGAAUGAAGCGGGCCAAAGGUCAGCGUUUCCGCAGCAAGAGAAAGAGGGAGUGCAUCGCGACUGCGAUCGAUCGAUACACUACUAGUUAAUUGUGUUGUUCUUGUUGUUUGUUGUUGGUGCAGGGUGCUUGUGAUGAUUCGAUUUUUCGGUUCUGCCACGCAGCGGUAGUGCAAGGAUACAGCCACUUCGAACAUAUCGGUUGUGUUUAAUAUUCUCCUUGUUUUCUCCCUGUGCACCGGACCUCGGCGGACGCGUGCAUACAAUCACGCUUCGGCACAUGUCACUGCGGCUAGGAUGUACGUUAAGUGGAAGUGGAUCCGCGGUGGCUCAUCGUGAACUUGUGCGCGUGCACGAAGAGGCGCGCGAGGAAAGAUAGAGAGGGAGCACGAGACAACGAGGAAAUUGUGCAUUGUUAUUGUUGGUGUUGUUGCGUUCCUCGAUCAUCAACCAUGAAGAUUACGACGAGCUCGAGAACGUGGGUCCACGAGGAGACGAGCACGUCCCAAGCCAGCGCCGCUAGCAGGCGGAGAUCGCGAGCGAGGCUGGCCAGUCUUCCGCUGCUGCUGCUGCUCGCGCUGCUCCCGGAAGGCAGGUGCGCGAGGCAGCCGACCCCCCAGCAGGACGACGACCUCACGACCUACAACCCGCGGGCCACCACGGAGAUGGUCUACCAGCGCUUCGCCAUCGAGCCGAUGGACCAGACGGCCGUGAUCGGCAGCAAGGUCACGCUGCCCUGCCGGGUGCUCAACCAGAAGGGCCCCAUCCAGUGGACCAAGGACGACUUCGGCCUCGGCCGCCAGAGGAACCUCACGGGCUUCGACCGCUACGCCAUGAUCGGCAGCGACGAGGAAGGUGACUUCUCGCUGCGCAUCUACCCCGUGGAGCUAGAGGACGACGGGGUGUAUCAGUGCCAGGCCUCGCCGACCAACGACGGCCAGCCGGGCCUGCGCUCGCGCUUCGCCCGGCUGAGCGUGCUCGUGCCGCCCGAGAAGCCGAAGAUCCUGCAGGGCGACUACCUCAUGACCACGGAGGACAGGAAGAUCACGCUCGAGUGCGUGAGCAUCGCCGGCAAGCCGCCCGCGGAGAUCACGUGGAUCGACGGGCUGGGCAUCGUGCUGCACGACGGCAUCGAGACGCAGCAGUCCCAGUACCAGGACGGACCGCUCUACAACGUCAAGUCGAUCCUGACCGUGACGCCGCGCAAGGAGCACCACAACACCACCUUCACUUGUCAGAGUCAGAACGCGGCGGAUCGCACGCCGCAGAUAGCCAAGCUGCGCGUCGAGGUCCGCUACGCGCCGAAGGUUUCGCUGAAGAUUCUACACAGGCAGCAGAACGAGCAGAUACGCGAGGGAUCGGAACUUCGAUUCAAGUGUCGUGCCGAGGGCAAUCCGCCCAAAAUGGACUACAAGUGGUACAUUAACGACAAGAUGGCGGUGGGCGACUACACGACCGAGAUGAUCAUCCACAACGUGACGCGCGACUACCACGACGCGAUAGUCAAGUGCGAGGUGUACAACGAUGUCGGCAAGAGCGAGGAGACCAAGACGCUCGAGGUCACCUACGGGCCGCAGUUCCGACACCCGCCGGUCUCGGUGCAGUCGCACUACGGCGCCUCGGAGACGCUCCAGUGCGACGUGGACGGCAACCCCCAGCCGGAGAUCUACUGGACGCACGAGGAGUCGGACCGCAUCCUGGCGACGACGCCCAACAUCACGCUGACCGUGAGGCCGGAGAGCGCAGGCCGCUACUACUGCCACGCGCGCGUCCCCGGCUUCCCCGAGCUCACCGGCUCGGCCAACAUCUACAUCAGGGCGGCGCCCACCAUCAUUUCCCAGCGGACCCAGUACGUGCCCGACGAGGGCCUCAUCAAGGUGCAGUGCAUAGCGAUAUCCGUGCCGAAGGCCGACUCGGUCGUCUGGAGCUUCGCCGGACGGGACCUGAACUUCUCGUCGAACAACACGCCGUUCUACAGGCACGAGGAGUACGAGCCCGAGCGAGUGGUCAGCACGGUCACGCUCCUCGACCCCGUGUCCGCCUAUUUCGGCGACUACAACUGCACCGUGACCAACGCCUACGGCACCGACUCCGCCGUCAUCAAGCUCACGACCCACGCGUUGAUUCCAGUUGACUGGCAGCUCAUUCUGAUCGUCGUCGGGCUGGUCGUCUGCGUGAUACUGAUCGGCAUCAUAGUCAUCCUCAUUCUGCACUGUCGCGAGCGCAUCAAGCAGCCGCAGCCGAAAGCCGCCCAGGCCCACGAGAACGACAUGCAGGAGACCGAUUCGAACGCCGACCGCUACCGAGAAAGCGACCGGAGCAGCAAUCUCUCGGACGUCAAGGCUGACAUCCGCGCGGGCUCGAGCGUCAGUAAUGCCGAGAGCGUGACUGCGCUGGACAGCGAGGGCGAGGGCAGCACCCGGGGGGUGAACGCGCUCGCGCUCGCCGGCCCGGUGCCCAAUCCGAUCGCCGGAUUCCGCUACAGCGCCGACUACACCGAGCCCUCCUUCCCGCCCAAGAGCAACGACGGCAGCAACAACAACGGCUACGUGCCCUACGUCGACUACUCGCGCGACUACAUGCCGCCCUCGACGCAGACGGGGAUGGCCGCGUCGCGCGAGUCCCUCAGCAGGAUUCCAUCCAGCGGCAUACUCGCCUCCAAGAAGAUCGGGCUGAGCUCGGCCAACCUGGGCGGCACGCCGCCGCCCCAGACGACCCCGAUCAUAGACCCCCGCUUCUCCGCCACCUACGGCAACCCCUACCUCAGAAUGUCGGCGGCCGAGCAGCUGCGACACGCGCCACACACGGCCAUACCCGGGGUGACGCCGGCGCCGCCGCCCUACACGCAAGCCAUGCGGAUGAACAACCUGAAUACGCUGAACGGAGCCGGACCCCAGGCGCCUCUGUCGGCCCACUACAUAACCGGCGGGCCGAACGGCGGAGUUGCCACGGUCAAGCGCACCUCGGCCGUGAGUACGCUGGCGACGCACGUAUGAGGCCGGCAGACCGACUCGAACUAGACGACUCCUCGAGGGCCCGAGGAGCUGCUGCUGCUGGAGGAGCGCGGCCAGGAGCUGCGCCACCGCGCGGCCGAGGUCCAGGAGCUGCUGCGCCGGGCCCGCGCGCAGCGACUCGCCUCCUCCACCAGCCACCACCACCACCGGACGGGCAACGGCGAGGCGGUCCGCCGCUGCGAGAGACUGCUGCGCCAGCUGCGCCGCGCCAGCCGCGAGCACCGCCGGCUCCUGGAGCAGCGCAACGCCCAGCUGGAGCUCUACCUGCGCCGGCGGCUCAGCGCCGCGACCUCCCAGCUCGGCUGGGCCUCCUCCAGCCUCUCCAUCAUGUCGUCGGCCUGGAGCCUGGCGCGCGCCCCCAGCGCCUGCAGCCGGACCCACGACUCGGCCUCGCUGCUGCUCAUCACCCCGGCGGCGCUGGAGCUCGCCGAGCUGCCCGCGUCCGCCCGCUGAGCGCAUCUCCAUACAGGCUUCCGAGGACGCGCGGACGCUGCGACGACCCGCCGCACCUGCUCCCGCACUCUACUGUAGAUAAGACGAGCGUCAAGCGUACACAUAUACAUAUAUACAUAUUCUCGCGGGAGCCGGACGCCCUCGUCGCGCCGUCCGCGCAGCGAGUGUGUGCUGCGUGCGAGUGUGCGGCUUAUCAAAAUUAUAAAUAUAGAAAUCAUAAAUGGGUUUUGUACGGGGGGAUCGAGCCGGUGUUAUUGACAAUCUUCUAUCGACGUACUCUUUUUAUUCUCGUAUUCUAGGCUCCCGUUAAGGUGUUCGAAUAGGUAUAGCAGAAGCGAGACUGAGCUCGGCGCGGAUCGCUCGUCGUUCUUCCGCUCUCCGGCGGUAAUUACCAUGUCGAAUGCAGAAGGGGGAAAAAUUUUCACGAAGCCACAUCCGGCGAUAAUUGGAUCAGUGGAGCACCCUCGAAAAGGCACAGUGUAUACGGACAGGGUAGUUCCCUCUUGCUCUCCUUCUCUCUCUCUCUCUCUCUCUCUCUCUCUCUCUCUCUCUCUCUCUCUCUCUCUCUUCUCCGUGUGCACGUGUGGGAGAGACGAGUCGAAUGGAUGCAAUUAGUCGUGGGGCACCUGCAUAUCGCGAGAGUAGGCGCACGGAGCGGAGAAUGCGGAGUAAAAAAACGAGUAAUCUCAGUAGCUCAGCGUCGACGGCCAUUGAAAAUGGCCCGCCGGCGGAGUAAGUUUCCACUUGGCCUGAAAUGUAUUAUUCUAUACAGCGACGAGGUUAAUAGAGAAUUGUAAAGCGAGCAAGCUGCGACGCGAGCGCGAUUCCAUUCGAUUCGACGCGACGAUUUUAGUCACGCAUAAAGACUAAUUUAUACUCUCGAGUAUAAACUCUCGCGCGCGCAACGGGCCACGCACGCGAUGCACAGCGAGGCACACGAAAAACUUUAAUUCGAGAGUCGCUCGCGUCUGCCCGAGAUAACACACAUACACACGCGCGCGCGCUCGAAGCACGCAACGUUUUAUUCAGCGACGAAGUGGGCGGACGAACGGAUAGCUCUAUAUACUUAAGGACGAUAAACGACUAAUGAAAAAUUAAACCCGUUGUCAAUACGAAACUUAGAGCCUACUAUGAACACAAGCACACAGUUCACCGGCACUAAUUUCGCGAAUUCCAUAUUCGAAAUGCGAGCGGCGGCUCGCUAUACCCUGUAAAUAUACACAAUUCUCCGCGUCUAUCUCCCGCACGUAUCGCAUUGACACUGCUGCUGGGUAAAACGAAACUUUGUGUGAGAUUAGGAUCGAGCGGUGGACGAAAUAAAUACAUAUAAAUAUAUACCGUGCGGUCCCCGUUCACUUUUCAAAAAGCAUAACUAUCGCGUCGUUGUACAAAAGAAACGCUGCCUAUAUCGUCGUCUGUGAGUCGCGAUUUCUUAUCUCUGUAUAGUGUAGGUAAUAUAGGAGGGGAUUUCGAAAGUUUCGUUGUAUAGCUCUCGGUGAAUAACGCGCGAGUGCGCCCGUUUCAAACUUUCCGCUAGAGUAACCCGUAAUUUCGGCAAACAAGGUUUUAAAAAAAUCUCUCUCUCUCUCUUUCUCUCUAUUGUUGUUGAAAAUUAUCUUUGAUUUUGCGUUGUAUAGCAAAGUGUUUGGCUUGAGAGAAACAAGGAAAAAAAUUGCGUCGUUACGUUUUCAAAGCUCUGGUCGAAAUAAAAGAAAUAUUUAUCGUUAUCCUCACUAGCAUUAGUAGUAUUACUGUAUCAUUAUUGUCGGGGCAAUGAAAAAUAAAGAAAGUCUGGAACCGAAACAUUUCAGUAGAUAUACCUAUAUAGCAGCUCUAUUGAUUUCCGCCCUGUGGGUCGAAAAAGGAUAAAGAGUACUCGUAUAGUCGUACGUUCGGCUUGGAAAAAAAAUCACUUUGAAAGCUGCAAAAGUUUCUAGGAAAUUUCGUGUGUAUAGCGUCUGGAAUAAUUGAUAUCGAUAACGAAACAGGGUAGCCUAUCAAUUAUUUAACGCGGAGAAAAAGAGGAUAGGAAAGGAACUUUAGGACCGCGAAAGCUUCACCCAAAGGGCGCAGUUAGAUGCAAAGCUCCGCGCCGAUAUUAAUAUAUUGACAGAGAAUUUUCGACGACGCGCGAAUAUUGUUCUCGGCGCGCAAGCUCUAUACAAGGGAAUAUUAAUAAUAGCGAGUGGGCUGCCAGCGGCAGGGGGUACAGCGUGCAAUUACAAAAAAUACCGAUUUGCGGGCGGGCUGAUCUAUCGAGCGCGUGUACAUACACAAAGAGUGAUCGGAAGCUGAGCGCGGGAGAGAAAGAGGGGAAAACAUUUGAAAUGCAUAAUGCAGCUGCGCAGAAGCCAAGGCAUAAAGUAUUGUAUAAUUUAUAUAGACGGAGCAAGCGCAGAAGUGUGUGUGUGUGUAUAUAUAUAUAUAUAUAUAUAUAUAUAUAUAUAUACACUCACGCACACACACAUAUGAAUAUACAUAACAACUUUAUAUAUUGCAGAGAGUCUUGUAAAAUAGUAAAUCGUGUACAUAAAGUGCGGAAGGGCUGAGAAGGAGAAAAAGAAAAAGAAUUAUUGCUCGCGGUAUCUCUUUCGCGUACGUACGUACACAUAAGUUUAGUUAGUUUUAUAAUAUCUGUGAAUCACUAUUUGCAUAAAUAUAUAUAUCCUUCGGGUUUUGCCGUCGACCUACCUCGCUUAUUCCUCGAUCACGAACUCUCGUUUAAAGUCGCGGUUAUCGAUCACUCGACGCGAUCCGAAAAGAAAAAACUCAUUUUGGCGAGUUUCGUUGGCGGCAAACCAGUUGAUUCAUAUUUAUAAAUUGUUUAUAACGAAGAGACGAGAUUUUAUACUGUUAUCUACAUAAGACUUUGACGUACUUUUUAAUUAAAAAUGAAGUGUGCAGAAAAAUUAUAUAUAUAUAAAUAAAAAAUAUAAAUAUAUAUAUAUAUAUAUAUAGGUAUGCAAUUACGUACGCACAUACUUGCUCGGGAUAUUGCAAAAAAAUAAAACAAUUAUUCGAGCUUCGAAAGCUCGUAAAAGAGAGUAUAGUCGUUGUACAGGUGUGAAGAUCUUUCGUAAGAAAAAAAUUAUGGAAAAGAUAUUAAUAAUGAUCUAUCGACGCCCCAGUAUCUCCCGGAAGUGUCUGACACUUCCUUUUUUGACUUUGCAGCGUAUGUAUACAAAAAGCAUAUAAAGAGAGCAUAUCGCGGACUGUGAAUAAGAAAAAUAAAUAAUUACAAUCAAUGUACGGGGUGGUCCUAGGCGAUGUUGCAAUUAGAGAAAUUUAUGUCGUUUUAAGAAUAUUACUACUAAUAAUUACAACAAUAAUAAGAUUUAAUAUAAAUUAUCAUAAAAGUAUAAUUAUUAAAAAAAAAGAAAAAGAAAAAGAAAAUAGAUGAAAUUGUCUUUUGCGAUACGGGAUCACCCUAUACGUAUCAAUUGGUUAUCUGUCAAUUAUAAUAUAAACUCAAUUCUACGUGCAUUUAUUCGCCUUUUAGUAGCGGUCGAGCGAGACUCACAAAGUAGCAUCUCGAAGAACGACGUACCUCAAUCAUGCGACGCCAAGUUGACAAGCGACGUUUCCGAAGGGGAGCGGAGCGAUUGUACUCCAGCUAUUAUAUCAGAUGUAUCUAGUUUCUUUUGUGUUUGAUCAUCGUCAAUGAUAGGACCACAAAUUUUCUGAGAUAUGCAGCACACCCGCAUUAUUGCAUUGUCGUUGAUUAUCCUCUAUAACAAUAAAGGCUCUAUUACUUCUCAUCAUCUUUCUCACAAGUAUUUUCACUUUUUGCAAUUAAUUCUAUGUAUUAACGCCGAGUUAAAAUUUUGUAUCGUUCCACAAGUUAAGCUUGUUUCGAUAACGGAGAACCUAUGCGCUAAAUGUAAUGCGCUGAUGUACAGUGUCAAAAGUAAUGCACUCUCGUUUCAGCGUAUGAUCUGUGAUAAUAUAGGAAAGUAGUUUAAUAUAUAAAAGAGAACAAGGUAUAGUUGCGUAGUAUCAUACUUCAAUUUUUCGAUUUAUCUCAGAAAAUUUGGCAUCCCUACCUAUGAAAAAUUGUGAAAACUAAAGUGAAACGUCGCCUCUCAACUCGCUAGUUGAGCUUGAUUGAAUAAAUGACAUGAGAGUAAACGUCGCUCAAUUGGUGCUGCAAUUUGAGAUUUCUUCGACCAUGUUAAAUGAAUUUACGAUAUUUUACGACUCGGGCUCACGGCCUAUUAACGAUUCUUCGCAAAGUUUAUCGCAUAAUACGAUUUGCUCGAAAUGUACUUUGAUCAGGAAACCGCACGAGAAAAUUGCAUUUGCCAUCGGAUACUCUUGUGGCGAUGAAACCCGGUGGUUUCCUAUUAAAAAGAAUAACAAUAACGAACGAGCGAGUUUGUAAUUAAUCGAAAAGUGACUUUUUAGAAUUACGACUAUGAAUUCGCGUAGUGAUAUACAUCGUAAUACCGCAUAACGUAUAAUCUAUUUCUAAUUCGACUGACCGACACCUUAGAAAAAAAAUAAUAAAAAAACAAAAACAUAUAUCCCAUAUUUUUCUUGAUGUUAAGCUUUUCCUCAGAUGUCUAGGAUACGAUCUAAAAGAAACACUACUAGAAUUUUCAUUGACUCGUUGCGCGACUGUGUAUCUAAUUGUAUAUAUAAGAAAAAGAUAAUCCCUAUGACGAUAUGUUUCUCUCGCAAUUUCGUGUCACUGACGAAUCGCUUUCCAAAACGCGAAGAGAACCUCAUGAAAUUCCAACAGCUCUCGUUUUCUCUACAAUCUAAUUCUUUUCUACGAAACAUAUCAAUAUUUGUAUAAUGCGUAUACAGUUAGCGAUAUCGUUUUUUAGUGCGUAUUAUCAGUGCGUGAAAAUUCGCAAAAUUGUAUAUUGCGCCAACGUUUUAUAGAAACGAGGAAAGAUCUGAAAUGACCAAUUUCCACACUAAGUCAAAGUCGAUUCAAAACUUCCAUGAUGAUCGCAACCCAGUAUUAUUGCAUGAAAAAUACAUACACAAUCGAAAAAACUUUGACUUUGUAUACGCCACUUCACUUUGUAAAAGAGAUGAACUUCGAAAUUUCACAAAAGCGUACAUCUGUAUCACUGCGUAAAAUGUUUCCUCUACGAGAUCACCUAUAUGCCAAAAGACUGUACUUCGCAACAAAGCUAAAACAUAAACCCAGAUCUGUGCGCUUGGGACAAACGAGUCAAAGAAAAGUAAAAUGCGAAAUCAAAUAACAAAGGCGAAAACAUCAAUUCGAUUACCGCGAGAUCGUCUCUCUUAUGUAGUUAAUAAUAAUAAUUUUGCAUUAUAAAGCUGUACACUGUGCGAAACCGAGCGAAUUAUGUCCCGAUGGACAACCGAUUACGAGAAACUGUAAAUGCGAUUCAAGUUCCCGAGCACAAAGAAUUAAGCGACUGCUGUCUCGAAGAAACCUAAGAGUCUGUUCCAUAUAUUUCUAUGUUAUCGAAAAGCCAUUUACGCAACUGAGACCCGUGACUAAUCGAUACGCGAAAAACAUUUUAUACGUACCUGUCGAGCAAAGCUGAAAAAUAGGAGAAAAACGAGAGCGCCAGGAAAGAACAAAAGGGGAGAUAUCAGGGAACCCGACGUCAAAACAUGUUAUGUAUAGAGUGUUAGAUGCAAGGGUCGCCGUGGGUGCUUGCGUGACGAAUUUCACACUACUUCGUGUUCAUUAUUAAAAAAGAAAAAAAAAACAAUGUAUAAAUGAAAGAAAGAUGAAUAAUUAAUACGAGAUCUUCCGUUGAUCGAUAAUUAAGGAGCACGUGAGACGCGAGUAUGAUCAAGCUAUAUCUUUAAUUAUCUCUCUACGUGACAGUGUGCCAAUAAAAGAGAAAAAUACGCAUUUCUAUGAGAAGGUAUUGCCUAAAAUCAUUGUAGAAAUCUUCGUUUCGUCAUUUUUAUUAUUUCAUUUAUUUAAAUAUACGUCGUGUUGAUUUUUAUUUCGAGCUUUCUGUUAAGCCGAUGCGAACCAUCAAGGGCGAAUCGAACGUUUGGUCAGAAGCUGACUCUUAGCAGAAAGCCGAAAUAACUUUUUGUUGCCAAAGACAAUUUUUAUGAUUAAUAUUUUACGUUGUGUAUAUUUGUUUGAGUUUAACAUUAUAUCGCGCGGCAGUUUUAUCGUGGUCACGAUUUGUCGCACCAGCGUCGAAAGUGCUUCGAUUCGUCUAUCUCAUUCAUAUAUCUGUCACGCUAUCGUCAUCGUAUCAUCAUCAUCAUUAUUAUUAUUAUUAAUUUUACUAUUAUCAUUAUUAUUAUUAUUAUUAUAUUGUAACUCGUUUUCAGUUUACUUAAGCGCGUCAUUUUCCGUUAUUGUAAUACUCAUGAUGUAUUCGCUAUAAGUACGUAUUAUAUUAUAAUUACGUGCCUUUUGUAUAUUUUCCAUUGGCCUAGGAGCGCCGCGACAUAUAUUAUAUUUAUAAUACGACGUACACGCAACGAUAUAAUAUGUAUUAUCGAUCGAGCUGUAUCAAUUUAUUUUAUACACUUUUUCGGAAGAUUAUAUGUAUCGCAGCUGUUAUUAUUUCAUUAAAUCCUGCCAUAUUCUAAUUGUGCCCGUCUUUAUUUUUGUUUGUUUGCAUAUCACUCCAUUGAUCAGUCACCUUAUUUACUUUCACGCAUCGCCGUUUUGCAUUUUUUGUUCUGGUAAGUUUCGUCCUUUCCUAAUACUACACUCACAUUCUAACACAACACCAUAUAUUUCCUUUACUCGUUCGUUUUAACGCUUUCCGACAGCGGUUCUCCGAGCUUUCAUAAUAAUAUGCACUUGCGGUCUUCGACUUUAGGAAAGGGUGAUCUCUCGAUACCAAGCUUGAAACGAAACUAAAAAAAGAUUUUCGCGGUUGUAUCGGCUUAAUCGGAUGCUCAUAUCUGCAUGUGUCUAGCUGUACAAAAUAAUGGUAAACGCAUCAAGCAUAACGAAAAUAACACUGCUCUAAAGCUGAAUCCUGUAUCAUAUGAACGAUUUGUAUAACUGAACGGGCGAGUCGACUCGCCGAGAGAUAUUAGAGACGGAAAAGUAUUUUACCUUCUAACUCAUGUUGAGUUUCAUUGCUCGAGUGAAAACGCUUUCUUGUCGCGGGGUGUGAUAAAAAAAAGCUAUGUAUGCAUAUCCGAUGCGGGGCACGCUCUUUUUUCUCGGGGGCGCGCAAAUACAUAUAUAUAUAUAUAUAUAUAUAUAUAUAUAUAUAUGUACACAAGAUUCUACUCGGAUCUUUUUGCGCGUGCGAACGUCGGUACCUAUAUAUAGCCGGAGAUAUCAGCGACGAUUGCAAGCGCGCAUAGCGAAACGUUAUGUACGGCGAACAAGGGAUCGCUUUCGCAGAAGGACGGAAAAGAAGGGACGAACGAAACAAAACGCCAUAGCGAUGAGCAUGUAAGGAUCGCAUUGUAAAUAGUCGAAUGUCUUUGCAUAAUUGAAGCGCGAAUUUUUUGUAUAAACGACGAAUAUACCGUAUUUUUUACACGAAUGCUUGAUAUUUUGAAGUUCUUCGAUGAAACGUAGACGGAUUUCAACGCUUUUGUUCCCGGAAGAAGCGAAGACCGAGAGACGAGAGAUAAAGUGUCUUUUCGGGAAUCUCGAAAGCGAUCCUUUAGUCGUUACUACUCGUGAUUGUUCUAGAUUGAAAAAAAA